AUGGCUUCUGAUGAUGGAUCUGAUUCUCAUAAGGAGAAGAGAAUUGGUCCUUCAGCGACUGCACCUUAUGUCUUGCAAUCACUCUUCGACAACGUCCCGAUAGCAACCGAGGACAGCUCCGACGUUUACAUUACCUUCGUCGAGUAUUGGGAGCAAAAUUUGUAUAUUGGUACAUCUGCAGCAGAGAUCCUGCAUUUCGUCUGCCUUCCAGGGGCCUCCGACGACUCGAAUGAACCCACAUUUAUACUCGCAUCGCGACUGCCCAUCCCGUUCCAAGCCGUUCCUUCAAACCCCGACCAGCAUGGCGUUCGGCAAAUAGUCAUACUCGCAUCGGUCAACAAGGCCUGCGUUCUCUGCAAUGGCACAGUCACUUUCUACAUGCUACCAGAGCUUAGUCCGGCGUUCGGGAACACAAAGGUCAACAACUGCAGUUGGGUUGGUGGCUUGGAUCUCAAUCGCGAUGCCGACUCUGAAGAGAAGCCUGUAGUCAUGAUAGCCGUGAGAAACAGGAUUUUACUCGUUCAGAUCGGAGACGAGGCUCGAAGCAUCAAGAAGAUUGGGUUCCCUGGUUGCUUAGUGGCAGCGCGUAGAGGGACGAUUGCCUGUGCGGCUGACGGCCAUUCAUAUUCGUUACUCGAAGUUGAACAUCAGCAAAAGAUUCCGCUAUUCCCGAUCUCAUCUUCUAGCGAAGUAUUUGAGUCUGGACAAGUGGAAGACAUUGCUCCUGGUCCUCAUACUCCUCUGAAACGAUCGCCCUCCUCAUCAUAUCCAAGCUCUCCUCCUGCCGAUCCUCAUGUGCACGAAAGAAGCAGCAGCCUCAAUGCGUUUGUGGGAAUGCUAAGUCCGCAUGUGCAGACCCCUCAACAGGAAAGGUCUCCCUCAGGAACACCAGACCCGUUCGCGUCCACCGACACCCCUAGACGAUCAAACUCCGAGGAUCGGGACGACAAGGGACCUCAAUCCCAAUCUGCAGAACAGCCCGAGUCAUCCCCAUCUCCAGACGGACUGAAGCCAUUACCGCCUCUGCCGAAGCCAGGGAAACGACUGCAACCUCAUGUGGUAUCUCCAACUCCUUCUGAGUUUCUUUUAGUAACAGGGACUGAGGCAACCGAGCCAGGAGUAGGCAUGUUUGUAGAUGUGGAUGGCGAAGUAGUUCGGGGUACCAUCAACUUUCACCGAUAUCCCAAGUCAGUGGUAAUCGAUGCCGGGGAAGAUGACCAAUCCCUCCAACCAAACGAUGGUGUCAAAGAAGAGUUUGUGAUUGCUGUGAUUGAAGAUGACAAGCUAGGAAGUCGACUGGAAAUUCAAAAAUGGAAUGAUGACCCUGCAGAGAUUGAGCGUCAAAAGAGGUGGCUAGAUUUACCUUCAUUGGAGACAAAGCCUGUUCAAGUCGGCCUGAAGCAUACGGCCAGUCCUAGUCAUAUCGAUCUUGAUAACAUCGGGAAGCUUCUGCAAAUGGUUCGCCUAAAAACACCGUCGUUGUCUCCACAUGUUCCAUCAACAGACCCUAGGACGCAAGACUCGAUUGAGCAAUCGCAGAGAGAGAAAGAGCUUUUCGAUUCUCAAGAGUUGGUUGAUUCUCAGAGAAAUGACGAAGAAGCUAAAUUUGCUCAAGGGCUGGUUAAACUUCAGAGUAGUCUCAUUCUAUGGUCAGGGUCCCAAAUAUGGCGCUUAGUCAAAAAUCCAUUGGUCGUUCAGCUCGAAUCUAUCCUGCAGAAUGCGGAGCAUACCAAUGAUAGCGGUCAUACUCUUUUGCAGCGGGAUGCCGUUACCGAAUUGAUGCGUUCUAUCCGGGAUACCGAGCCCAAGAACGAGUCAGAGUUCAUCGGGUUGGGCUACGUAAAGCAGAAAGCCAGUCUUUUGCUUUAUGCCGACCUUCUCUCUAUGCAGUCGGACAACCUGGAAGAGUCUACGAUCAAUCGUACCGAAUUGGCGCUUUUAUCAGGCAACCUUGAUCCCCGACUGGUCUUGCUGUUCAUUCCUCUACUUCGAUGCGAAGUGCUGCAGGGUCCGCAAGGCAUAUGGAUUCAUGCAGGGCUGGCAGCCACUGGAGAGAAGCUGAUCAGCCAGGUCGACAAGACCAGCCACAAACUAUCUGGACCAGCUGUCAUUCACGACCCUGUCUUGAAUAUGGUGAAGCGAUUUCUUUUCUCGUGGCAACAAAAGAGAGGAUAUGGGAGCAUCACUGAUGAGACGUAUGUUUUAGACAGUACUGAUGCUGCACUCCUUCACCUCCUCUUGGAGCAAGAUAGUCAGUUGAAUUUAGAGCAACGCACGACCUCCCAGAUCCGCAACGAGCUGAAUAGACUGGUUGAUGGCUGGAAGGGUAACUUCGAUCGAGCAGUUGUGCUUUUGGAACAGUAUAAGAGACUCUAUAUCCUGAGUCGACUAUACCAAAGCCAGAAGAUGUCUCGCAAUGUCCUUCGCACCUGGAGAAGGAUCAUUGAUGGAGAGACUGAUGCGGGUGGUGAGGUUACUGCUUCCAGCAUCGAGUUGCAGAUGCGCAGAUAUCUAGUGAAGAUUAAGGAUACCCAGUUGGUAGAGGAGUAUGGCUCCUGGCUUGCUGGUCGUAAUCCCCAGCUAGGAAUACAGGUGUUUGCGGACCAUUCUAGUCGUGUGAGGCUGGACCCCACGGAUGUUGUCUCUUUGCUCAAGGAGCGUGCCCCCAAUGCCGUCCAGGUUUACCUAGAACACCUGGUGUUUGCCAAAAAUUAUACUCAAUACGCCGACGACUUGAUCUCAUACUACCUGGAUGAAGUGCUAUCAGUACUUGAAUCGGAUCCUGCAGCGCGAACCUCACUUUCAGAAUCAUACUCAACAUACCGGGCCCUUCGCCCACCCAAGCCGACAUAUCUGAAUUUUAUUAUCGAGAAUAUCCCUGCGGAACCCUGGUGGCAGUCUAGACUUCGCCUGCUGCAACUUCUGAGUGGCACCUCUGGCACUCAAUUUACAUCCACCCCUGUCCCUUCUGGAAUUACCUAUUCCAUCCCCAAAGUGCUGGCCCGCAUAGAGCCUUUCCAAGAUAACCUUGUUUCUGAAAGCAUUAUUCUAGACGGUCUACAAGGUCGUCACCGUGCUGCUCUUCGACUACUCACCCAUGGUCUAGGCGACUUCGACUCCGCGAUCCGAUACUGUUUAUUUGGUGGACCACGUAGCUCUACCUCUCCAACCGGUGCUCUACCCGAGUUUGCCGCUCACGAUCUGCAGUGCGAACUCUUCCGUCAUCUUCUAGAUGAGUUCCUCCAAAUAGAGGAUAUGUCAGACCGUAUUGAACGUACAAGCGAUCUUCUUGCUCGUUUCGCGGCCUGGUUUGAUGUCAGUGAAGUCCUUGAUCUCGUCCCGGACGAAUGGAGUGUUGACGUUCUGGGUGGAUUCCUCGUCCACAUCUUCCGAACCCUUGUAACUCAGAAACGCGAGGCACGCAUUGAACGUGCCCUCAGUGCAGGUCUCAACUUGCGUGUCGGUGUUGAAUACACUGACAGUAUGGAGAAAGCGGGACCUUGGAUUGAGGAUGCUGAAGGUAUACGGCGUCCGAAGGACAGAGAGACACAAGUAUCAUCCGCACAAGCUGAUGGAAAUAUGGAAGAUGAAUUUGGUGAUUUGGUAGAACCAGCAAAUGGAGAUGAAAUUCCAUAA
Molecule: messenger RNA, 3636 nt
Organism: Penicillium taxi
Lineage: Eukaryota; Fungi; Ascomycota; Eurotiomycetes; Eurotiales; Aspergillaceae
Exons: 3
Coding region: 1-3636 (1211 amino acids)
Biological process (GO): autophagy; endosomal vesicle fusion; vesicle-mediated transport
Cellular component (GO): cytoplasm; fungal-type vacuole membrane
Source: RefSeq, a predicted model, not a curated record